UUGCAAGGAAGCAAAGUCAUUUUUCGAAAUGGACUGGCAACUCUGUCGCCGUAACAUAAGAGUUCAUUUUGGAUUGUAAAAAAAAGUGCAAAAAAACUAAAUUUUACGCAUAAUUAAUUAGUUUAUAGUGUAAAUAAGAGCGUCUAAGCAAACAAUCCACAUCCUCAUCCUCCCACAGCCACACACACACAAACCAGAAGAUAUGUCGCUUAAGCCCAAAAAAGUGGAAUUCGAUGAGAUCUGGCGGCGCUUGCGUUGCGUUCUUGAGAAGGUGAUAACAUUGCAGAAAGUUGAACGCGCCGAGUGGAACACGAGCUUUAGCGAUGUUUAUAUGUUGUGCGUGGCGCAGCCGGAACCGUUGGCCGAUCGACUUUACAGUGAGGCAAAGCACUUCCUGGAGUCUCAUGUGCAGGAAAUGCUGACCUCGAAGGUGUUGGCCGAACAUGAUGCGACCAAUGCAAAUAAUACGAACAGCAGACCGGAUCUGCUGGAACGUUACUAUACCACCUGGAUGGUGUAUAGUCAGGGCAGCAAGUUUGUUAACCAGUUGUUCAUAUACCUGAACCAGCAGCACAUUAAGAAGCAAAAGAUUACGGAUUCUGAAUCCUUCUAUGGCAGUCUGUCCAACGAUGCAGCCGAACAAAUGGAAAUUGGAGAGCUUGCAUUGGACAUUUGGCGUUUGUAUAUGCUCGAAAAUUUGGCACUGGAGCUGGUGCGUCACAUACUCGAAGGCAUUGCGGCUGAUCGGGCCAGCAAUGGCGCCCUGGACUCGCAUCGCGUCGAGGUCAUUCACGGCGUUAUCCACAGCUUUGUAGAGGUGCAAGAAUAUAAGAAGACGGGCUCACUGAAGCUCUACCAGGAACUAUUCGAGGGUCCCAUGCUGGAGGCAAGUGGUGCCUACUACACAAACGAGGCUAACAAGCUGCUCCAACGUUGCAGCGUAUCCCAGUACAUGCAGGAGGUCAUCAAGAUACUCGAGUAUGAGAGCAGACGAGCCCAGAAAUUCUUGCACGAGAGUUCGCUGCCCAAGCUGCGUAAACAGUGCGAGGAGAAGUUUAUCAAUGAUCGCCUGGGCUUCAUCUAUUCGGAGUGCCGGGAUAUGGUAUCGGAUGAACGGCGUCAGGAUCUUCGCAACAUGUAUAUCGUGCUGAAACCCAUACCCGACAAUCUAAAGUCUGAACUCAUACAAACAUUUCUCGAGCACAUCAAGAACGAGGGACUGGAAACAGUGUAUGCCCUCAAGGGCGAGAAUAUUCAUAUUGCCUUUGUUGAGAAUAUGCUAAAGGUACAUCACAAGUAUCAGGAGCUGAUUGCCGAUGUCUUUGAGAAUGAUUCGCUAUUCCUUAGCGCCCUGGACAAGGCAUGCGCCAGUGUCAUCAAUCGACGUCCCAGUGAACGUCAGCCUUGUCGCAGCGCUGAAUAUGUGGCCAAAUACUGUGAUACCCUUUUAAAGAAAUCGAAAACCUGCGAAGCGGAAAUCGAUCAAAAACUCACCAACAACAUAACCAUAUUCAAGUACAUUGAGGACAAGGAUGUUUAUCAAAAGUUCUACAGCAGAUUGUUGGCCAAGCGUCUCAUACACGAACAAAGCCAGAGCAUGGACGCCGAGGAGGGUAUGAUAAAUCGAUUGAAGCAAGCCUGCGGCUAUGAGUUCACCAACAAGCUACAUCGUAUGUUCACGGACAUUUCGGUCUCCACAGAUUUGAACAAUAAGUUUAACAAUCAUCUAAAGGACCACGACAUUGAUCUCGGCAUAAACCUAUCGAUUAAGGUGCUGCAGGCGGGCGCUUGGCCCUUGGGCUCCACACAGGUUAUACCAUUUGCUGUCCCCCAAGAAUUCGAAAAGUCCAUUAAAAUGUUUGAGGACUAUUAUCACAAUUUGUUCAGCGGUCGUAAAUUAACUUGGCUACAUCAUAUGUGCCAUGGAGAACUGAAGCUAAGUCACCUUAAGAAAGCCUACAUUGUGACUAUGCAAACGUACCAAAUGGCGAUAAUAUUGUUGUUUGAGACCUGCGACACAUUGAGCUGCCGUGAGAUACAGAACACACUGCAGCUGAAUGAUGAAACUUUUCAGAAACAUAUGCAGCCAAUGAUCGAGUCAAAACUGCUGAAUACCAGCUCAGAGAAUCUCUCGGGGGACACGCGCAUUGAAUUGAAUUUAGAUUACACAAAUAAGCGUACAAAAUUCAAGAUUAGCUCGGCGUUACAAAAAGAAACACCUCAAGAGGUGGAGCAUACGAUCAACUCUGUGGAUGAGGAUCGCAAACUAUUUCUGCAAGCUGCCAUUGUGCGCAUUAUGAAGGCGCGCAAAGUGUUAAAGCACAAUGCACUAAUACAAGAGGUUCUAUCAUUAUCGAAAGUUAGUUUUACACCCAACAUUGCGAUGAUUAAGAAAUGCGUGGAAUCAUUAAUUGACAAACAAUAUAUAGAGCGUACGGCCAAUUCUGGUGACGAGUAUAGCUAUAUGGCUUAGACUGCGGUAGCUAGGACACCAACUAGAGAUUACUGAUUGCAAAAUCUUCACUAAUUGAAUUCACGAUGCAACCAAUCACACAAUAAUUAAUUAAUUCAAAACCUUGUAAUACAUAUUAUCCCAAGGCAUAUUUUGUUAAAUGUUUAAAAAAUAUCAUGACACACAUUACAAAAACAACAACAUCAAACAGAAUUAACUACAACAAUUGUCUAUAAACUGAUAGUACUGUCAAUUCUUGAAGUCCCCAAGGCAAUGCAAUAUUUUUAUAUUAUAUUAUAAUUUUUUUAUAAAUUGUUUUCAUCUUAAACAAUCCUGAAGAAUGGGGCGUAUAACAUGUGCGCAUUACUGAUACUUUUAAUUAGUUUAUUUAGUUUUGUAAUAGUUUCUUUUUUCCGGGCGCGUGUGUUUUAUGCAAAUUUUUCAUUUCCUUUUGUAUUGUAUAUUUAUCUGGCUAACACACCCACAUACGCAUAAAUACACGCGCAUGCACAAACAAAAUUAGGAAUGUGUAAUAAAACUGAACAAAACAAA
Messenger RNA from Drosophila innubila, 3004 nucleotides. RefSeq names its product cullin-2 (gene Cul2). The transcript is spliced from 9 exons. The record is from RefSeq and is a predicted model, not a curated record. Gene Ontology annotation, biological process: protein ubiquitination; SCF-dependent proteasomal ubiquitin-dependent protein catabolic process. Lineage: Eukaryota; Metazoa; Arthropoda; Insecta; Diptera; Drosophilidae. Bases 203 to 2473 code for a protein of 756 amino acids. Gene Ontology annotation, cellular component: SCF ubiquitin ligase complex; Cul2-RING ubiquitin ligase complex. Gene Ontology annotation, molecular function: ubiquitin protein ligase binding.